UUUUUAAGCACAUAUUUUGCGGAAUUUACGUACAUACAUACAUAUCCGCGCUCUGUUAAUAAGCCACAAAAUUGGUCUUAUUGUCCAACUCCAUUUAUUUCUCAGUACGAGUCUCGUCCGACGAGAGAUAAGAGUAGAAAAAUGACCAGCACCACGACUUGUUGUAAGGGAAAGCCUGUGACUGAGGAGGAUGUCCAACUGAAGGCCAGCGUUCGAAAAGCCUACGCAGAGGUGGCUGUGAAAAAUUCAGCCGGAAAAGCCGUCGGGAUUCAGUCCUCCUGUUGCGGAGCCCCAAAGGAAGUGGACAUCGAGUACUGCAAAAAAUUUCUGGGUUACACUGACGACGAUAUGAAAACCAUGGUUGAUGGGGCAAACAUGGGGCUGGGAUGUGGAAAUCCGACCGCCAUAGCUGAACUGAAAGAGGGCCAAGUUGUUUUGGACUUGGGGAGUGGGGGUGGCUUUGAUUGCUUCCUGGCAGCCAAAAAAGUUGGAAAAACUGGGACCGUCAUUGGAGUAGAUAUGACACCGGAAAUGUUACAUAAGGCUCGUCUUAAUGCUCGAAAAGGGGGAUAUACAAAUGUCAGCUUUCGUCUUGGAGAGAUUGAACAUCUUCCAGUGGCUGAUAACACAGUGGAUGCCAUCAUAUCGAACUGUGUCAUCAAUCUAGCCACCGACAAAGCCCAAGUAAUCCGGGAGGCCGCACGCGUUUUGAGACGGGGUGGUCGUCUCGCAAUUUCCGACAUCGUUGCGACCAGCCCUUUGCCAGAGGAGAUCAAGCAAGACCUGGAAUUGUAUAAUGGUUGCAUGGCUGGAGCCACCCCGGUCGGUGAGUUGAAGGAAGCUCUGGAAAAUGCUGGAUUUACCAACAUUUCCAUCCAAGUGAACGAAGAGAGCCGUCAAUUUAUCGAAAAAUGGUCCCACAUUGACCGUGGAGUGCAAAAUUAUGUGGCUUCAGCCAUAAUUGAGGCUGCCAAAAUGUGA
Messenger RNA from Folsomia candida, 981 nucleotides. Its product is annotated as arsenite methyltransferase. The transcript is spliced from 3 exons. Bases 142 to 981 code for a protein of 279 amino acids. Lineage: Eukaryota; Metazoa; Arthropoda; Collembola; Entomobryomorpha; Isotomidae. Gene Ontology annotation, molecular function: methyltransferase activity. The record is from RefSeq and is a predicted model, not a curated record.